Molecule: messenger RNA, 1280 nt
Organism: Amoebophrya sp. A25
Lineage: Eukaryota; Dinophyceae; Syndiniales; Amoebophryaceae
Source: the annotation of a GenBank genome assembly
UCGUGAUUCAUUAAAGAAAUGCAUAUUUCUUCCUUGUGAGCCUCUGCCUUCCAGGAGAAUUAUCAUUAUGACCUUGCUGACCGCUGAUCAGCUUCUAUGAGUCUGGUAACCCGACAUUAUUCAUCUAUCUCUACGCAGGUUGAAACAAGCAAAAGUCGUGUAGAAGUGCUGGCACGUUUCUUUUGUAACAAGCAGGCACGACUACGUAGAGGUAAAAGUGGAAGUCAUCGAACAGUGGUGGGCUAAUAUAGCAACAGAAGAUUUUUCCACAGGUAGAAGAAGAACAAGGUCUUCUUCUGCAGAAUGAAUGUGUUGCAGGGUAUGCGAAGUUGGUCUCGCGAUGGCUUCAGUGAGGAGCAGAAGCGCCGCGCAGACCAGCUUCUCGAAAAGUCGAUGCAGCAGCUGCCCAAGCUGAAGGCAAAUGAGGAGUCUACCCUUCGUGCAGUGGGUGUGAAGAAUACGUUUCUGCUACAGACACGCACAAGUGCUGCCUCUACUCGAACGCCCAGUGCAGCUGGAGGUGCUUCCUCACGCCCUAUGAGCGGCUUGAGCGGCACGACAUCUUCGAGUGCGACGAGGCCAGCUAGCACAGGAGGUCGGCGUGUGUCUGCGCAUGCGAAUCUAGGUCCACUGCCUCGUGAACCAGCACCAGGUGCGCGGCCGACGGUGAAAGAGGUGUCAGAAGAGCACGCUCGGUAUGUGGAGGAGAUGGUCAAUCUGGGCGUGAUGAGCACCACGAGGCCGGAUGUGCUUUCAAAUGAUGUAAAAACGCCUUCUUAUAGCUGUAGUCCUGUGAAAAAGACUAAGAGCAGUAGGUCUUCGAGACCCGUGACUGCUCCACCAGGGGCUUCGCCUUCCCCCAUGGCAGGAAGCGGAGGGUAUUUCACGACUGGUUCCGGAGGCAUUCUCGUAGGAGAUAGUGCAGCAUCGUCGAGCACGGCGCGGCCGCGCUCCUCCAGCAUUUACAAAUCGCCAGCGGUUAUGAUGACGGACCGACAGAUCGCGAUGCUAGGUCGGGGUGGACGUCUCUUCAGCGCCGGCAGCGGGAGGAAUGCGGCGGCAGCCAAUGCGGGCACCAAGUCCGUCAACCUGACUGCAGCCGCAGCGCGAUUGUCGCAGGCAAAACGGUCGACAUCAAGACCUUCGACCGCGGGCCGCUUCUCCUCGAUGUCCUCCUCAAGGCACGACACCGAUCACAGUGGCAUCACGGAGCCGGAGGACGCUAUAUUAGAUCCACCAUUGAAUGUAGAGGAACAGGCCGCGAACCGACGAAAGCGAAG